GUGGUCAUCUUCCUCCCCUAUUCAGCACCUGUAUUACCGCAGUCAUGAUAUCGGGCUUCUUCAUCUUCAACCAAAAGGGCGAGGUGCUCAUCUCUCGAUUAUAUCGCACAGAUCUCAAGCGAUCUGUAGCGGACGUCUUUCGCGUACAGGUAGUGUCGAACACUGACGUCCGAUCACCGAUUAUCACCCUUGGAUCAACAUCGUUCUUUCAUGUACGGGUCGCUAACGUAUAUGUCCUGGCGGUUACCAAAUGCAAUACAAAUGCUGCACUUGUGUUUGAGUUUAUCUACCGGUUCAUCUCAAUUGCAAAGUCCUACUUUGGCAAGCUCGACGAAGAGGCAGUCAAGAACAACUUCGUAAUGAUCUACGAGCUGAUUGAUGAGAUUCUAGACUUUGGAUAUCCACAAAAUAGCGAGAUUGAAACUCUGAAGCACUACAUUACUUCGGAGAGCGUGAGGUCUGAGACCGCACUGAGAGACGACUCCAAAAUUGCUGCACAGACGACAGGGUCCACAUCAUGGCGGCGAACAGGCAUUCGAUACAAGAAAAAUGAGGCGUUUGUGGAUGUUGUCGAAGUGGUUCACUUGUUGAUGAGUGCGAGCGGGACCGUACUUAGAGCAGACGUGACCGGACAGGUGCUCAUGCGUGCCUACCUGACUGGCAUGCCGGAAUGCAAGUUUGGGCUUAACGACAAGGUUGUUCUGCAGAACGCACGACGAGCAGAAGGCGAGACGUACGAAGCGGGGACAGUGGAGCUCGAGGAUGCGCAGUUCCACCAAUGUGUGCGAUUGAACAUGUUCGACACCGACCGCAGCAUCACGUUCAUCCCGCCAGAUGGCGAGUUCGAACUGAUGCGGUACCGUGCAGAGAGCAGUGUACACCUUCCGCUGCGCAUACAACCCAUCGUUACGGAGGUUGGGAAAACCCACGUCGACUAUACCAUUGCGGUCAAGGCCAAUUUCAACACCAAGCUCAGCGCAACGGAGGUGGUCAUUCGAAUACCGACACCGUUGAACACGACACAGGUCGACUGUAAAAGCCCGGCCGGAAAAGCGAAGUAUGUCCCGGCCGAGAACCUCAUCCGAUGGCAAAUACCACGUAUUCAAGGAGGCAGUGAAGUGACGCUUAGCGCAACCGCUUCACUCACGCAGACCACGGACCGCAAGCCGUGGCAGCGGCCACCGAUCGAUGUCGACUUCCAAGUACUCAUGUUUACAGCUUCUGGUCUAUUAGUGCGGUACCUGAAAGUGUAUGAAAAGAGCGGAUACAACAGCGUCAAGUGGGUCCGAUAUUUGACAAAGGCGAACGGGAGUUAUCAGAUCAGGUUCUGAGGUCGGAGCUCGAUGUGUUUGUCAU
Messenger RNA from Dacryopinax primogenitus, 1356 nucleotides. Its product is annotated as intracellular protein transport-related protein. The coding region runs from base 45 to 1331 and encodes 428 amino acids. NCBI's taxonomy places the organism in Eukaryota, Fungi, Basidiomycota, Dacrymycetes, Dacrymycetales, Dacrymycetaceae. Gene Ontology annotation, cellular component: cytoplasmic vesicle; AP-2 adaptor complex. The transcript has 9 exons. Gene Ontology annotation, biological process: clathrin-dependent endocytosis; intracellular protein transport. Gene Ontology annotation, molecular function: clathrin-cargo adaptor activity. The record is from RefSeq and is a predicted model, not a curated record.